Argentina anserina (silverweed cinquefoil) is the source of this 1264-nucleotide messenger RNA. RefSeq lists its product as uncharacterized. The coding region runs from base 137 to 1054 and encodes 305 amino acids. The transcript has 7 exons. The record is from RefSeq and is a predicted model, not a curated record. Lineage: Eukaryota; Viridiplantae; Streptophyta; Magnoliopsida; Rosales; Rosaceae.
CAAUAGCGGGAAGCAGAAGAAUCUUCGAACCCCAACACUUCAAGAAAAGAAAAAAAACGAGGACACUCGUCCCACUAUUUAUACAGAGUAGUCGUUUUAGGGUUGUAAAAGACUCGCGUGUUUUAAUUUCGCAGCCAUGGAUGAUGUCAGGAGCACCUCUGCUUGGGUCGCCAGCAACUCUUCUCACGUCGUCGUCGACUCUUCAGGGAUUGAGAAAGUGGCGGAGACAAUAGACGAAAUUCCGAAGGUGAGCUGGGAUUUUGAAGGGAUUCACUACUUCGACAAUGGCCCGCUCACUGUUCAGUACCUCUUUGUGUUGGAUGCUUUGAACUUCUGCUUUUGGCCUGAUAAGGACUUGAAUUACGACAAUUUGGCAGCAGGACUAAAGGAAGCUCUCCUAAAUGACAAAUCUGCGUUUGGUGCUGCUCGUCUGCAGAAGUACACUGGUCCUGAACUGAGGGAGCUGUUGAAAUGGCCUAGGCCUCUACCUUUGGAGGAUGAGAGAGUUCGCUUGUUACAUGAGGUUGGGCACGAGCUGGAGAGAAGCUUCGAUGGAAAAGCAUCCAAUCUUGUAGAGUCCUGUGGAAAAUCAGCUGUUAAGCUUGUAGCUAUGGUUACACGUCACUUUCCUGGCUUUCAAGACCACUCGGUUUACAAAGGCCACCAAAUAUUCUUGUAUAAAAGAGCUCAGAUACUUGCUGCGGAUUUAUGGGGCGCAUAUGGUGGCAAAGGGUAUGGAGAGUUUUAUGAUAUUGGGUCAAUCACUAUUAUGGCCGACUAUAUAGUUCCAGCUGUGCUUCGGCAGCUUGGUGUGCUCAAAUAUAGUGAAACCCUUGCCAGCAUGAUUGAGAAGAGAAGUGAGAUAGAACCAGGCAGUGAGGAGGAAGUUGAACUACGAGCUUGCUCCAUACAUGCUGUGGAGAAAAUGAAGGACUUGAUCAGCAUGAAAUUGGGGAGAAAGGUUCUGAGUAUUGAGUUAGACCUUUGGCUGUGGUCGUUUGGCAUCCAGUGUCCUGCCCUGCAACACCACCGAACGCUCUCUAUUUAUUAUUGAGUGACUGCAUUUUAUCACGUAGGAAGAUGGAAAACUUUUGGCUUUAAAGUUUCGUCAUGCUUUCAGAUUCAGGAUGGUUGAGGCUUCUCAAAAUUUGCUGUCACAUGUAGUUCCUAGGUAGUAGUGUAGAACGUCUUUCUUCCAAUUGAAACCUGGUGUUCAUUUGGGACAUGAAUUUUUAUUAAUGUUUUUUAGGCUAUGAAAUUUGGU